This is a messenger RNA of Schistosoma bovis, 3055 nucleotides long. Lineage: Eukaryota; Metazoa; Platyhelminthes; Trematoda; Strigeidida; Schistosomatidae. The record is from the annotation of a GenBank genome assembly.
AGUCAGUUGUUCACUGAGUGUUAAUUCUCAGUUACUGAUGCUGUUCGUUUUCUUGUUGUUGGUAGUACCUGUUCUAGGCUUGAAAAACACCAAUGUGACUCGUACGAUACGCUUUAAAGGAAACAUUGUAAAGAUACAUCAUGAUAUUCUACUGAGUGAAACACCUGCUAAGUACCAACUUGUCAUUGAAGAAAGAGAAUGGAAACAUCUGUCCUUCAUCGGUGCAUCGUGUGGAGACCUGAAGUCAUCGCGGAAAGUCCCUGUAAAGCCAACAACCGGUAUGCCUUAUACGUACUCUAUAGAUCUUGGAAAACCGUCGACCGAACAAAUUCAUUUGUUUGUGGACAUUGUAUUAACUGAAUUGUUAGAACCAAGACCUGCUGAGAUUUAUCAAGCUGAUAAGCAGUUCGUCAAGUUUAGUGGCAAUGCUUACUUUUAUUCCCCGUAUCUGACUGACAAUCAGCUAACGUACAUUCACUUGCCAAAGGGUCAACUUCUAACUCACACUGCUACGUCAAUCCCACCUGUCAUAAAUGGAAAUAAUUUAGUCUAUGGUACUUACGAAAGCCGUCCAGCCUUCUCGACGGAGCCACUUGUCCUACAUUUCGAGUAUUACGUUCCAUUCCUCACGGUCACUGAUAUGACUCGUCUCAUCGAAGUAUCGCAUUGGGGAAAUAUUGCUGUUGAAGAAACGCUUGAAAUCGUGAACACGGGUGCGAAGUUGCGUGGUUCGUUUUCUCGUUUGGAUUUUGAUUAUGGAGUUGGACAACAGGUAGCAGUCAACUCCCUUAAGACAGUUCUACCACCAUCUGCAAAGGACAUUUACUAUCGCGAUGAGAUUGGCAAUAUAAGCACAAGCACAGUCAAAAACCUGCUAGAUUCCGUGGAGGUGACUCUCGUUCCGCGCUUCCCGUUGAUGGGUGGAUGGAAAACGCGCUACACAAUAGGAUACAACAUCCCAGCCUAUGAGUUCCUCUAUCACAGUGGUUCUAAGUUUGUUCUUGUAAUGCCGUUCAUUGACCGUGUUUACAAGGAUCAAUUCAUUCGCAACUUAACGCUGAAAAUUGUUCUCCCCGAGACUUCUGACGAUAUUCAGUUCGAAACACCUUUUCCAGUUCAUGAACAGCAUUUUGAAAAUUUGAAAACAUACUUAGACACAUCAGGCCGAACCGUUAUUGUCUGCAAAGCUGCAAAUCUUGUCGAUGAACACAUUCAAGAUUUCAAGGUAAAAACUUGUGUGUAUAUAUGUAUAUCUAUAUGUAUAAGGACAGUUCUCUUCUCACGAAUAUUCACGUUCUCCAAAUGAGUAUUUUUAUUUAUUUAUUUAAACAAACGUUGGUACAAGAAGGCAUCAAAUAUAUUCACCAUAAAUCGAAUGUUUUGUGUGCGAGUUCUGGGGUACUGCUUGAGCACCCAAACCGAGACAUGCAGUUUCCUUAGGGGGCAACUCCACGAGCCUUUGACCUAAAGGUCUAAUUUAAAAGUCAUUGAAGCAACGUAGGGAAAUGCAGUCCCAUAGUAUCCAGUGCCUAAGAAUAGGUUCGUAAGCCUUUUGUUCCCUCAGGAUCUUGGAGCCCAUGUGGACCAUUGGUUUAGAGUCAGGGUUUUUCAACUCCCCUAGGUGGUUCCUCCGUAUCAGCCAACUCGGUUAAAGCACUGGACGUUCGGUUUUCGUCCUCUUAAUUUCCCAAGUAACACCCCCGCCACGAGGAAACAGUGAGCAGGACUUCCCUGUCAAUAGCUGUAUACGCGUGACCAUGUGAGAGCAUUUGAAUAGGGAAAGCUGACUUCCCACUCGAACGUACCAGGGAAUUUAGUGGCUCGUGAAAUGAGUGCAAAUGUACGUAGUUCCUGUAUUAUUGUUAUCGUUUCCUUUGCAUCUUAGCUGUAUUUUUGUUUGUGCUAGGUGAUUCAGACGAGAUUUUCAUUUUUGUUCUAGACGUAUUUUGAAGUAACAGUGAUUUACCUAGAUAAGUGUUCUUAAGAUUUGUAUACACCAUAAUAGCGACCAGACAGCAAUUGAAGUGUUGUGUGGUCGACAUCCUGGGUCGUUUUCGCGAUGGAGAUUGGUAAUUUGAGUUUUACUCUUAGUUAUACCUGAUUGUCUAACGUGUCAAAGGAUUCUGCAUUGACUACUACAAAACCAUUUUCAAACCAAUAUAUCACUGUACAAUGCAAUCCCCAGAUUUUAUAGACUUGAAUUCUUGACAGUUUACUUGUAGUCACCCUUGGAUUAUCCAAAAUCAAUGUAUUAGAGCUUAAUUAUCUCGUGUGCGUCAAAGCAAAAACUUGGGUGUGCAUGAACUGUGUCGUUAAUUGUACAAUAAUUAUUCAGCCAUUUUAUAAAAACCUAAUGAUAUAUUUUUAAUACCUAGGUGAAUUAUCGCUUCUUUCUGCCAAUGCUCCUCCGAGAACCUAUGAUGCUGAUUUUAGCUUUCUUAUGUAUAUUCGGUGCUGUAAUUAUUUAUGUCCGCUUGGACUUUUCGAUCUACAAGGAUGAAAAAAAUGAACUUCGCCUUCGAAUACAAACGCUAGUAGAUGAAACUCAAGCCUUGCUAAGAUGUCGUUCUUCUUUGUAUCAAUGUUAUGAAGAUGCCCUGACAAAAUAUAAAGGAUCUAAAGAUAGCGCACAAUUCACAACUGAUCGCCGUAAAUUAGAAGCGGAAUAUAAAAGUCUAAAUCAACAGUUGAUGUCAGUUCAGAAUAAAAUGGGAGAUUUAUAUCCGGACGGAGUAGAUAAAUUGAACGACAUCAACCAUUUGGAUCAACAAUAUCGUGAUCUAGUUCAAGAAGGUAUCCAACUGGCAGAAAAACUCCUCACUGGCAAGUUGACAAAACCACAAUAUCAGUCCUCAAAUGACGAUUUAUGUUCCAAGAAAGCUGAUAUAAUCUACAGGAUAGAUUCAAUAUUAGAAUGCCUCUAGCAGUAACAAAUAUGAUUCAUGUGUAUAAUUUUUUGUGUUGACUUUAUUUUUAGUCCUUAUCUUCGUGUGCGAUUGUGUUUUGUUAAUUUUUUCUACCAUUAAUGUUUUCCACUUAAUAAAAGACAUUGGAU